AUGAUUUGGUCAAACGCUAUGAAGAAAAACACGCGGAACAAUAACAUGAUCGAUCUAAACUUUGGUUGCAAUCAUAUGACGUGCGUACGCAAAGCUGAAUUUUGCUACGUGGGCGACAAGGUCUGGAAGAAUUGCAAUUGUCCACAAUUCCACGAUGACUACCACGAGGAGUUCCGCGACGACGCUGAUGGGUUGGCUGAUAGGGUGGCGGUUGGCUACUUACCAGGAUAUCGCCGUCGCACUGUUUUCAGAGCUGAACGGGCAGUCGAGCGGUAUGCCAAACACCUGAGGCAGACCUGGGGGAGGCCAGAUCCACGUUCACGGGAAGAGCAAUUUCAAGAAGUGCGCGAUGAGGUGGAGAACGGAUGCGACAAUGGCUAUUGGCAGCUCAUUCGAAUGAUAAAAGAUGAGCCAGGGCACUGCAAGCUUUGCAGACGGGAGGAGCCGCAGCAGGCGUGA
Molecule: messenger RNA, 459 nt
Organism: Letharia lupina
Lineage: Eukaryota; Fungi; Ascomycota; Lecanoromycetes; Lecanorales; Parmeliaceae
Exons: 3
Coding region: 1-459 (152 amino acids)
Source: RefSeq, a predicted model, not a curated record